This is a messenger RNA of Seriola dumerili (greater amberjack), 1762 nucleotides long. RefSeq lists its product as uncharacterized. Lineage: Eukaryota; Metazoa; Chordata; Actinopteri; Carangiformes; Carangidae. The transcript is spliced from 9 exons. The coding region runs from base 182 to 955 and encodes 257 amino acids. The record is from RefSeq and is a predicted model, not a curated record.
CUGUCAAUAAGUAAACCUGCAGCAGGGACAACUCCCCACACAGAGUCUGAACCUGAACUCAGCGCCGUCUGCACACAGGUGUCAGACAGGAUGGUGAAGCUGCUUCGAUUCUCACGGAGCUGAAAGAACAAGGUAAACAACAGCUAAACAACAUCUGAACUACAUAAAAACAACAGACAUCAUGGCGGCAGUUGGAGCCGAGGUCACGGCAUCCUGGUUCCUGUCAUCGGGGGUCGUGGGUUUCCUCGUCAUCCUCCUCCUCCUCUCCAUCUUCCUCAUGGCUCUCUGCAGCAACUGCGGCAGACGUUCGUUUGAGCUGCGAGAUUCAGAGACGGACAAAAACCCCUCAGCUCUGAUCAGAGUGGUGAAACUGGAAGACACCAGGGAGGCGAGAGAGAAUCCGAUGAUCAGUGAGAUCCAGAACGAUGAAAAAGAGUUUACUCGUCAUGUGGGAAACUCGUUCACUCCGUGGAGGAGCCACUUGGGGGCGCCAGAGAACAACCAAGAUGUUCAGACCAAUGGCAGUGCAGCAGUGAUGGAGACAAGAGGAAACUCUGAUGCUGCUGGAGGAGGAGGAGGAGGAGGAGGAGGAGGAGGAGGAGGAGAGUCGAGUCCUUCAGAGAAGUCGGUGGAGGUCGUGCUGUGGAGGAGUCACCUGAGGGCGUCACAGAAACAAGAUGUGAGCAGCUCCACCCCUCCAGACUCCGACCACAUCUACCACACCAUCGGAGGAGGGCAGGGCGAUCCUCACAGGUCAUCGCCACCGACCAAUCGAGAGGCCGGAGGCGGAGACUCGGUGGAUUUAGGCGACAGAAGCAGGAAUUCAGUUUAUGCUCAGGUCAGCAGAAAGGGGAGACAGGCCACGCCCCCUGACUGUAUACCUGAGGUGGUACAGGUGGUGGAGGAGGAGCCUUCACCUCCGCUGCCUGACAGGAAGACGGAGAUGGAGGGAUGACGGACGAAAGGACAGAGGAGAGAAGGAGGGACGGCAGCUAAAGGACAAAAAGACAAAUUCAGAAAAAGCUGAUUCCAGUUUAUUUGAACACGAAGAAUCAUCCAGUUUCUUAUUGUUGCACUUGAAAACAACAUAAUUUCCCAUAAUGCACCUGGACAGUGUUUUCAUAGGCGGAGGGGGAUGUUAAUGUGUGAAAGUGGUGAAAUGCCCCUUUAAAGAAAGACACACUGAAGCUUUAAGGCCCAUAAACAGUAUAUAAUAAUCAAUAGCUGCUGAUCACUUUCCAAUCACUGAUCAAUUGAUUUGAUCCCUACGUGUCCAGAACACAGUGUUGUUGGGGAACAGGAAGUCUGUUGAUUAUACAUUGAUGUUUGAGUGAAAACACACAGAGGUCUGUUGGUGGUUGCUACGGUAACGGGAUGAAGAGGGGCGGAGUCUCAGACAAACCUUUCACAUGCGGGUCAGCUGGAUUGUGAUGACUCAUCAGAUCAUCAGUGACCUCUGGUAACCUCUGGAUGGAGACACCGUCAUCCUGUUUGUCACGUCUGUUUCUUCUCCACGGUUUCAACAUGUCAUGUGAUGGCUCUGACGUCUGCAGGCUCGUGAUUGGUCCAUUCUCUGUGACACAUCAGAAAUGAGUUUAGCUGAAUCAUCUCGUCUUUUCUCGUUAGUUUCCGGUAAAUAUGUUUAAGUUUUAGUUUUAAUUUUCAGACUCUUCAGAACAUUUUAAAGGUGAAAUGAUGAGAUGAAUGAAUGAAUGAACUGCUGAGAGAUUAAAUUAUGUUUCUGCUGUUUGUCUUUAUCAAA